UGCGCAAAGUGAGUGAGCGAGUGAGAGAGAGAGAUAGAGAGAGAGAUACUGGCAGACUGAAAAAGCAAAUUUGUUUCCUGUAUUACAACUUAGUUCCUUAACAGUUGUUUUACAGGGCGACAGCCGGUAAAGCUUUCUCAAAACUCUCGUAAAAUGCAAGCGAUCAAAUGUGUUGUUGUCGGAGAUGGAGCUGUGGGAAAGACCUGUCUUCUCAUCAGCUACACUACUAAUGCAUUCCCUGGGGAGUACAUUCCCACAGUGUUUGAUAACUACUCGGCAAAUGUAAUGGUGGACAGCAAACCAGUGAACCUGGGACUCUGGGAUACAGCUGGACAGGAAGACUAUGACAGAUUGCGGCCACUGUCUUACCCACAGACGGAUGUGUUUCUCAUCUGUUUCUCCCUGGUGAGCCCAGCAUCUUUUGAAAACGUCAGAGCCAAGUGGUACCCAGAGGUGAGGCACCACUGCCCUUCUACUCCAAUUAUUCUGGUUGGCACCAAGCUCGAUCUGAGGGACGAGAAGGAAACCAUUGAAAAGCUAAAGGAGAAAAAGCUGGCACCAAUCACUUACCCACAGGGUCUUGCAUUGGCCAAAGAAAUAGAUUCAGUAAAAUACCUGGAGUGUUCUGCUCUUACUCAGAGAGGUUUGAAGACAGUGUUUGAUGAAGCCAUACGUGCUGUGCUCUGCCCACAACCCACCAAGGUCAAGAAGAAGGGAUGUCUGCUGCUCUAAGUAUACACGGUACAUGAUUCAUCACUGUAAAAGAGGUACCAAAGGAAUCCAGUGGUUUUCUCCGACAACCAAACAUGGGAUCAAAAAGAAGUGUUGGUGGAACUUCAUUAAAUUGAUAAAGCCUUUCUUUUCUUUGUAGCUGAAUACAUGCCUUGAAUCCACCACGUUUAUACCAUUGAAAUAAUAUUAAGUGUAAAAAGGAGAAAAUAUUUAAUCAAAUAUAGUAUUGUUUAAUAUUGUGAUUGAUGUAGUUUUCGAUGGGAGCUGUUUGUAGUGGUCUUGUGUAAAAGAUCGCAUUUUUCUCUUUCCAUUCUAUUUUCUCAAGAUAUGAAAUGUAAUGUUCGUUGCUACACCAAAAAAGCACAAGUUCUUGUUACGCAGAGUUGAACUCGGGGAGGAUAUUUUAGACCUGUGAAUCACAUUCACAUUUAAUACAUGCAUAGUUAUUUUUAAGAAAUGGCAAAAAAUAAAGAGUACAACCCUUA
Paramisgurnus dabryanus is the source of this 1217-nucleotide messenger RNA. RefSeq names its product Rac family small GTPase 2 (gene rac2). Gene Ontology annotation, biological process: small GTPase-mediated signal transduction. Gene Ontology annotation, molecular function: GTP binding; GTPase activity. NCBI's taxonomy places the organism in Eukaryota, Metazoa, Chordata, Actinopteri, Cypriniformes, Cobitidae. The record is from RefSeq and is a predicted model, not a curated record.